UGGAGGACAUAAUGACCUGUGAUAUACCAGGAGACGACGUCUUCAAUGUGGAAGAGGAGGCAGUUCCUCCUGUAGAUGUAACGUUCGACAGAAGGCAUAGUCUGAGCAGACUGAACCUCCAUCCUCAGUUCUACAGUAAUGAGGACAACCAAUCAGUGCCCUCUGUACCUGAGAUCCAAGUGGAGAGUCACAACUUCCUGACACCUGACUGUGAGAAAAUGGACUACUACAAGGAGGUUACUGACAAAAUCAUGCAUGCACCAAGUGUGAGUGACGUGUGGAGCAUCAUGCCUGGAGGGGACAAAUCAGGGAACAUCCUCCCCCAGACCUCCACCUUCUCUGCGGCUGUUGCUGCCUCAUCUCACUGCUUCCUGGAGCUGGAGCCCUUACAGAGGGCAUUCGACCCUCCGCCGCUUGAGGAUUCAGUGGAAUGUUUCCGCCGGGACUCCCAGGAUGCAGUGGACCAACCGGAGAUCCUGACCUCCUGUGCCCUCACUGAGACCACCCAGGAUCUGCUCUCUGAUCUUCACCAGACCUUCUGCUUCCUGGAGGAGCUGGGAGACACAGGGUCCAGUGGCCCAGAGACAGAGAGAGGCUCUACCCUGGUGGGGGAGCAAGACAGUGGGGCUUCCGGGAGGUACAUCAGGCCCUUUUCUCUCCAGGACUCCUCUCUGCUCAUCCCCCUGCGGAGGUCCACACGCUCCAGACAGCUACAUGUUCCUGGAGUGUCUUUGUCCCCUAGGACUAGCCCCAGCUGCACCCCCCAGCUCAGCCCCUCCUCGGCCCUAGAGACAUCCAGGGACAGGUUACCUGGAGGGGGGAAGGCCUCGCACAAGGAGGAUGCAUCAUGCUUCAGAAGCACCCCAGAGGAUAGGCUAGGCCACUGUAAGCUGGGCAGCUGGUGGAAACAAGCCCUGGAGACCCGGAGGGCAUCCACUGGCCUACUCCCUGCCAUAGAGCAGGUGUCCACCAUCUCACGAGAAAAGAGGGCCUCUCUCAUCCCAGGGCAACUCUACUCCCACAGUACGAUCAACUUCCAGGAGUCUCCGGCCAAGCAGCGAGGAGACAAGUGGGAGGUCAAACAGGCGGAGAAAGAGGAGCUGAUGGAACGGAGGGGCUCUGGGAAGUUGCCCCACCAGCGAGUGGAGCAGGGCGUGGUGAGCCAUAGGGGAGCCAGAGUGAAGAAGGGCAAACGGGUGAAGAAGGCAUGAGGACAUCCCGUUACACAUCUAUACUGUCGUUCUGUAGAGUGACGAACAAUCAGUGUAUGUGUGUAAGAUCUAAAUUGACAAAAUCCUGUAUGGUAUUACUGUUGUGCUACACUUCAAACCACUGUAAAUUUAGUCAGGUGCAGACUGUUAUUAAAUGUUUUUUA
Molecule: messenger RNA, 1375 nt
Organism: Salvelinus fontinalis (brook trout)
Lineage: Eukaryota; Metazoa; Chordata; Actinopteri; Salmoniformes; Salmonidae
Exons: 6
Coding region: 12-1211 (399 amino acids)
Source: RefSeq, a predicted model, not a curated record